This is a messenger RNA of Anneissia japonica, 1763 nucleotides long. RefSeq names its product nucleic acid dioxygenase ALKBH1-like. Gene Ontology annotation, biological process: oxidative RNA demethylation. Lineage: Eukaryota; Metazoa; Echinodermata; Crinoidea; Comatulida; Comatulidae. Gene Ontology annotation, molecular function: oxidative RNA demethylase activity; ferrous iron binding; broad specificity oxidative DNA demethylase activity. Gene Ontology annotation, cellular component: cytoplasm; nucleus. The record is from RefSeq and is a predicted model, not a curated record. The coding region runs from base 1161 to 1763 and encodes 200 amino acids. The transcript is spliced from 4 exons.
UAGUGAUGGAAGUGCAUGGCUUACUGUAAUAUUAUGUAUGGCAGUCCGCCAUGUAAUGCUCAAGUUGUUGUUCCUGAUUCCAUUGUUAUGUUCCAGAUGCAAAGACUGGAUCUUCACUAUGUAAUAUUGUAGUGAUAUGACAAGCGAGAUGGUUUACUUUCAAUAACUGAACUGACUACAUCUCUUCUGGUUAUAAUGCAAAGCGUUUAUUCAAUGCUACUAUUCUACUGCAUGAUAUAUACAAUAUAUACAAGUUGGGUUGUGAGACGUAGUGUUUCCUUCAAGGUAUCAGAAGGAAGUCUUCUCUAGAUAACUAAUACUUUACUUUUCUUACAAGCUUGGGGUGUGGUGGACUUUCUCUGAUUGGUUGAAAGAUAUCACCUUAUCCUAAUCAUUUGACUAUUACAUCAUUUUGGGAAGUUUCUAUUGGUCAGAUAAUAUAACAAGCUGUCUCUCAAUUGAGCUUAUUUUAUAAAUCAAAUGACCACUUGGGCUUGUCGUCACGAAUUGCCCAUUGUCCUGUCAAAGACUUUAUAUACAAUAAUUAAGGAGACAUUCAACAGGUAUCUAAUUGGUUAGUGAGGUAAAAGUUCAGUUGAAUUGGCCUAUAUAGUGUUGGUUAUCUUAACACUAUAGAACAUUACAACAGUAUGGCCCAUAAUUGUAUUAACAAUUGAAGAGAAGUCUACUUCAACUGAGCUCUUACUUUGCGAUCUUACCCGGGUCAACAGUGCAUGAGCCACUGAUCCUGUCUUGUCGCUGUUUCAGCCAAUCAGUGUUUUCUGCCUGGCCAUGUGUGAGUUCUUCGAUAUUCCGAGCCAACAGCAUGGUAUAAACCGGCAAGUUGUCAAGAAAUUCCUGUGUGGAGCUGAAUUUCUCUGCAACCACAGAAAGCGGAUCUGGCAAUUCCAAUGCGACCACUUCUUCAUGUUGGUGCAUGUUGAAGUCUGCAGACAGCUCCUGUGUUUGGUGCGGUCCAAUCUUAAUCUUAACCUAAUUAACGCAGGAGGUUGUUAUUAAGGCAUCCAUUGUACAUAGCCAUUCAGGGGGAACAAAUUUGAACCAUGCUUUGCUGAUCUCUUCUUAUCAUUAUAUUCUACACCACCAUUCUAGACAUCGUUUUUAGAAAGAGCAUAAAGUGCAAUGGAAAGGUUAGCAAUAUGUCUAAGGUUUUACCCUUUAAACUGGAUUCAGAUUCAGAUGACUUCCAUUUGAAACUAGGUUUGAAGACUCCAGCAGAAUGGCAGUGCUUUAAACACAAAGGUUGUCCAGGACUGAUUUUUAUAAGAAAUCCCUUCCUACCAGCUUAUCAAAGGUUUUGGGUGAAGCAGUGUGUUCAAGAAUUUCCAAAAAAACCAAACAAAACCAAUUUAGAUCAAAAUACACAACCUGAAGGAUUGCAUAGCAUUUGGGGAAAUGAAGAACUCAUUAAAAGAUUGCGUUGGGUUACCCUUGGUUACCAAUAUGACUGGACGAAUAAGCUGUAUUAUGCUGACGACCAUGUUCCGUUCCCGGCUGAUCUUGCUGCACUGGCUAAAUACUUUGCAAGCAAAUUGGGCUUCAUGAACUUUGAACCAGAGGCGGGCAUUGUGAAUUUUUACCACAUGGAUUCAACUCUAGGGGGCCACACAGACCAUUCAGAAUAUGACAUGGAGGCACCAUUGUUUUCAAUAAGGUUAGUGACUUUCAUUAAAUGUGUCUGUAGUGCAAUUCACUUACACCUUCUUGAUGCAGUAAAACCCCUGUCUCUUAUACACAUCUAG